AGUGGGAGGGGGCUGGCCGGGGAGGGGGGUUGCUCUAGGUGAGGGGGAACUGCAGGGCCCCAGUUGCCAAGUGGCUGGUAGUAUCUGUCAGCUGUCUGCACACUGUUUACCCAUAGGGGAUCUAUUACAAGUGCUCAGAUGAACGGGCCGCUUAGAAACUAGCAGCUUCCUGGGAGCUGCAAUUACAUAAGCAUAUAUUUUUAAUAUAAUAAUAAUUAAAAAACAAGUAGCAGCGGUAUGCCUGGAUCAGCUACAGCUCUCCGGCAAGAGAGACUGAAGAAGACCAAUGCAAGGCCAGUUCCCCUUGGUUUAUUCACCAUUAAUGAGGAAGAUGAACAGCAAAAGAAUGGAAAUUCCAGAAGACUGAAAGCACCUGACAGCUACAAAGUGCACGAGAAGAAAACUGCUGUCUCCAACCGGCCCCACUCUGCUAUUUCAGGACAAAAUAGCAACCACUCAGGAAAUAAGCCAGACCCUCCACCUGUGCUACGGGUUGAUGACCGGCAACGACUGGCCCGGGAGCGACGAGAGGAGAGGGAAAAGCAGCUGGCUGCGAGAGAGCUGCUGUGGUUGGAGAAGGAGGAGCGGGCCCGGCAGCACUACGAGAAGCACCUGGAAGAGAGGAAGAAGAAGCUGGAAGAGCAGAGGCUGAAGGAAGAGCGGAGGAGGGCUGCUGUGGAGGAAAAGAGAAGGCAGAGACUAGAGGAGGACAAGGAGCGCCAUGAAGCUGUCGUACGGCGCACGAUGGAAAGGAGCCAGAAGCCAAAACAGAAGCAUAACCGGUGGUCAUGGGGAGGCCCUCUCCAUGGCAGCCCCCGCAUUCACAGUACAGGUGGUUUUGUUGAAUCAUCAUUCACCUUUCUCGAUUUAGCAGGCCUGGACCACCACUUCACAACUUUUGGUGGUACUAGAAAAUCUGAUCCAGACAGGCGGUCAGUUUCCACCAUGAAUCUUUCGAAACAUGUUGAUCCGGUCAUUAGCAAGCGGCUCUCCUCUUCAUCUGCAACUUUACUAAAUUCUCCAGAUAGAGCUCGCCGCCUGCAACUCAGCCCCUGGGAGAGCACCGUUGUUAACAGACUGCUGACGCCCACACACUCGUUCCUGGCCAGAAGUAAAAGCACAGCUGCCUUGUCUGGAGAUGCAGCAUCUUGCAGCCCCAUCAACAUCAUGCCCUACAAAGCUGCACACUCUAGAAAUCCAAUGGAUCGAACAAAAUUCUUAGGAACGUCACCCGAGGGCUCAGCACGCCGGAGGACUGUUCACGGCACAGCGGGCCAUAAAAGAGAGAGGGAGAGAGAAAACGUGCCCUUCCACCUCACAUCCGGCAUCCGAAGGGCUUGGUCUCCAUCUCACCCCAAAGCCAGAUCACCAGCUUCCUCCCGACUGUGGCUUCCAUCCAAGUCCCUUCCUCACUUGCCUGGCACACCCAGGCCUGCAUCUUCCUUGCCUCCCGGGUCGGUCAAAGCUGCCCCUGCUCAGGUCCGGCCCCCGUCCCCUGGCAACAUCCGCCCUGUCAAGAGAGAAGUCAGAGUGGAGCCUGAGAGAAAAGACCUGGAGAAGGAACCUCAGAAAGUUGCCAAUGAGCCCUCGCUGAAGGGCAGAGCACCUUUAGUGAAGGUAGAAGAAGCCACAGUUGAAGAGGGGACACCUGGUGAGCCAGAGGCUGCCUCUGCUGCUCCAGUCCCAGCUCUGGCCCCAGCUCCAGUCCCAGCCCCCAUUCCAGCCUCGGUCCCCGCCGCGGUUUCGGCCUCGGUCCCGUCACCGACUGUGACUCCCAGUGCUGCUCCUAAGACCUCGGCAGGCACCACCGACCCGGAAGAGGCCACGAGGCUGCUGGCUGAGAAGAGGCGGCUGGCCCGAGAGCAGAGAGAGAAGGAGGAAAGAGAGAAGAGGGAGCGGGAGGAGCUCGAAAGACAGAAGAGAGAGGAGCUGGCUCGGAAGGCGGCGGAGGAGAGAAGCCGGCGGGAGGCAGAGGCCAGCCGGCUGGAAGCGGAGCAGGCCCGGGAGAGGGAGGAGCAGCUGCGGCGGCAGGCGGAGGAGCGCGCGCGCGAGGACCUGGAGCGGCUGCAGAAGCAGAAAGAGGAAGAGGCUCGCGUCCGCGAAGAAGCAGAGCGGGCCCGGCAGGAACGCGAGAAGCAUUUCCAGAGAGAGGAGCAGGAGCGCCUGGAGAGAAAGAAGCGACUUGAGGAGAUUAUGAGAAGAACCAGGAGAACAGAAGCCGCAGAUAAGAAAGCUGUUGAUCAGAGAAAUGGAGAUAUAGCCAAGGGAGCUCUCACUGGAGGAACAGCGGUGUCUGCACUUCCGUGUCUGAUGAACUCUCCAGGAAACGGAGACCCAGCGGCCAGCCCUCAUGUGGUUGCCUCACAUCAAUGCAAAGUGACCAUGGAGAGUACUCCCAAUUUGGAAAAACAACCAAAUGAAAAUGGAGUAUCUCUUGACAAUGAAAAUUUUGAAGAAAUCAUAAACUUACCCAUUGGAUCUACACCAUCCAGAUUAGAUGUCACCAACAGUGAGAACCCAGAGAUUCCUUUGAAUCCAAUUUUGGCCUUUGAAGAUGAAGGGUCGCUUGGGCCCCUGACUCAGGUAGAUGGUGUUCAAACACAACAGACAGCAGAAGUUAUAUGAGCAUUUCUUCUGAAGAACCAAAGCAGAAAUUUAAUAAGAAUUUCUACAAUUAAUGGAAUUCCUUCCAUGCUGGAAAGGAGCAUCCCCCAUCCUCCAGUUUUCUAAAGAUUUCUUGACCAUCAUUUUGAAAAGACUUUAUUAAAACUAGCUAAAGACAACAGACUGGAUAGCUUUUCUAAUCAUUUUCGCCAAUAGAAGAAAAAUGCUCCUCGUUCUUAAGUACUUUAAAAUGGCUUUUUCCAUUGAGCAAAUCAAUUUUUUUUUUUUUAAUUCUCUGAAAGCUUAGAGCGUUUGGUUAUAAAAGAAAUGGGCUGACUUGGCAUGACUUUUCACAUGGCUAUUUCGGUCUUUAAAAGCUAACAGGUAAAAUUGGCACCAAAAAAAUGUACCUUUUACAAUACAAUACUUGAAGAAUAAGUACCUCUUUGCUCUGCAAGUAGAGUGACUAGGAGAAGUGUUUGAAUUAAGCCUGUUUGUUUAAAUAAUAUUGCAAGGAGCUCUAUUUGUAGAGGCAAAUUAUAGGCAGGUUACCAGGUUCUUGUAAAUGUAACUUGUACAUGGACAUUCUGCAAAUCCAGCAGUCACAUUCUUGCAUCUCUUUUUCCAAAAGUGUACUAACCAGUUUUUAAAUGUGAAGGGGAAAAGACAUUAUUUUUUCAGAGCAAGAAAAUAAUUUACUGUCCUCUUAAAUA
This is a messenger RNA of Molossus molossus (Pallas's mastiff bat), 3317 nucleotides long. It is a transcript of the gene MAP7, whose product is annotated as microtubule associated protein 7. Bases 238 to 2625 code for a protein of 795 amino acids. Lineage: Eukaryota; Metazoa; Chordata; Mammalia; Chiroptera; Molossidae. The record is from RefSeq and is a predicted model, not a curated record. The transcript is spliced from 19 exons. Gene Ontology annotation, cellular component: microtubule cytoskeleton. Gene Ontology annotation, biological process: microtubule cytoskeleton organization.